GUUCAACAUUCCCAGCCUUGCGUUCCGCUUGAGCCAUGUUGGACUUCGCGGCGAAGCGCAAAGCCCCCGGGGCUGGGCAGGAGUGGAUGAAGAAACCGAAGCCGAGACGGGAGAAUUCACGUCAGACCCAGAAGCUUCCGGUCUACCCCCGCGACUUGGAUUCCGAAGACUCGACGACUCUGUCGAAGCCUCGGACGCCGGACCGCGACGCCUACGGCGACGCCCGGCGCCGCUCGCGGAGUCAUGGGCGGCGCAGGGACAGCCCACAGCGGGAAAGACGCAGGACAUCAAGAGUCAGCCAACCCUACGAGAAGCAUACGGAACAGCAGAAGCCUGUGAGAAGGUUAAGUGAACGAGAUAGAGAGGCAGCAUAUGCUGCAUUCCUGAAAAAAAAUAUGGACCGGGUGGCGCCGCCAGCUGCGCCACGAGUUGCGCCGCCCGCGCCAAAGGCCUCCAAGAAGAAGCGGGCCAAGGCCAAGGUGGAGGAUCGGGCCAAGGCCUAUUCCAAAUCCACACCACCCCAGGAUUUCGACGACGUAGCACAAAAGCUCUCAGGCAGGUCCUUGCCCGAGUUGAUGUCUCGUGGGCUCUUUGCUAGUUUGACCAAGCUUUGCUAUGCGGUGAAGCCUUUGGCACCAUUGCCACACCACGGGCUACUGGCCACCUUGUUGAAGUUGCCCCACUUUGUGCGGAUGUCCGACCUGGAUCCAGCAUUACAUGCCAUGCUGUCGUCGACUGUUUGGACCACUCCCCAGGCACGAGACUACUUCCGGCAUUUGCUGUGGCCCAUCAUGGACACCUUCAUCGAGGAAUCGAAGGAAGCGAUCAAACGACGCAUGGUUGACAGGCCUUUGCUGAACGAGAGCUUCUUAGGUUUGAUCUUCACAGAGGGGGUCAAGCCCGGAGAGUUGAAGCUAAAGCAGGAGUCGCUCCCGUGGAAUUCAGAAGGCAGACCGCUGGAUGAUUCCGACAGUGUUUGGCUUACCUUGAUGAACGAGAAGCCAGGA
Messenger RNA from Durusdinium trenchii, 1007 nucleotides. The record is from the annotation of a GenBank genome assembly. Lineage: Eukaryota; Dinophyceae; Suessiales; Symbiodiniaceae.